Messenger RNA from Cavenderia fasciculata, 3258 nucleotides. It is a transcript of the gene abcH3, whose product is annotated as putative non-transporter ABC protein. Lineage: Eukaryota; Evosea; Eumycetozoa; Acytosteliales; Cavenderiaceae. Gene Ontology annotation, biological process: double-strand break repair. Bases 1 to 3258 code for a protein of 1085 amino acids. The record is from RefSeq and is a predicted model, not a curated record. Gene Ontology annotation, molecular function: ATP hydrolysis activity. The transcript is spliced from 2 exons.
AUGAAUAGAUUAUUAUUAUCUUCAUCUAAAUCAUUAUCAUGUGUCAAUCAAGUACGACUAGUUAAUACAAAUACAACUACAAAUGUACUUGUUGGACAAAGAAACUAUAGUAGUAGUUCAAAUAAACCAUCAACCGAAUGGAAGAAAUUAUUAUUUACAGAUUUACAUGUGUCAUCGAAAACACUUGAUCGAACCAUCGAUGUAUUGUCAAGAGUACGUGAUCUAUCGACUAGUAAAGGGUUGCCAGUUGUCUUUUUAGGUGAUUUUUGGCAUCAAAGAAAUAUUGUACAGGUGCGUCAUAUUGAUGCAUUGCUCAAAGAGUUUGAUCGUUGGAAAAAGGAUGGUGUCGAUGCCAUCUUUAUUCCAGGUAAUCAUGAUCAAGUUAGUGUUGAUGGUAUCAUUCAUGGAAUAGAGUUUUUUCGUCUAUUUGAUAACAUUCAAGUGGCUACAGACCCAAUCAUCAAUGAACAAGAGAAAUGUGCCUAUCUACCAUGGAGAGAAUCAAACUCUGCACAAAACCAAUUAUUCAAGGAUUUGGUAGAACAACAAGGAGGCAUUGAUAAUGCAAAGGAUUGGACUGUAUUUGCACAUGCAGAAUUGAAAGGUGCCACUUCAAACGGUGGAUAUUUGUCUAGUGGUAAAGUAGAUGCUUCUCUAUUGUCUAGUCUACGUGCUACUUAUUGUGGUCAUUAUCACAAGAGACAAUUAAUAGGAAACAACUCUUGGUAUAUAGGUAGUCCAUAUCAACAAAACUUUGGUGAAAUGAAUGACCCACAUGGUGUUGCUAUUGUAUCCUCUCAUUCUAUUCAACCUCAAUUUAUCAAUUUCGAUGAUACUCCAAAACAUUGGAGAUUAACCUAUCCACAAGAUUUCAAGUCAACUUUAUCAUUAUCAUCAAAAGUUCAAAAGAAUGAUAUUGUAGAGAUUAGAGCAACCAAAGAAUCAAUGAAAUCUAAUGAAUUUAUCAAUACUUUGGAAUCUUUACCUCCUCUUUUAGAUAUUAGAAGAGUUAUGAUUAAUCAAGAAUCAAAUAAUAAUAAUAAUAAUAGUAUCCCCUCCUCAUCAUCUUCUUCAUCAUCAUCUACUUCAUCUACUUUUUCUACUACUUUUGAUAUUUCAAAAUUAAAAGAGAAAUAUAAUAAUAAUCAUAAAUCAUUGGAUGAUUUUAUAAUUGAAUAUGUAAAAUUGAAACAACCAACAUUAGAUAGUAUCAAUAAUGAAGAGAUGGUUAAAAAAGGAAUGGAUGUAUUGGAUUUGGUAAAAGAUACAAUGAUUAGACCAAUGGGUAGAAAGGUAUCAAUUAAAGAGAUUGAAGUUACUGAUUUCUGUAGUAUUACAGGACCAUUGACAUUGUCACUGUCUGAUUAUCGAAUGUUGAUGAUUCGUGGACAGAUGGGAUCUGGAAAGAGUAGUCUAUUCGAAUCGAUGGUUUGGGCAAUCUAUGGUAACACUUCACCUAGAAAACAAGCAUCUUCAUCAUCUUCUAUCAAAGGUGAUGAGGUGAUUAAUGAUCGAGCCAAGAUGUGCAAGGUCACCGUUAGAUUACAGGUAGAUGGUCGUGACAUUUCCAUUACUCGUUCAAAAACUAGAGGAAAGGGUGCCAAGGUUGAAAUCAAUGGAUUGGAUGCAACACUCAGACAAGGUGUAAGCGAUCAACAGUCGCUGAUCAAUAAUAUUAUUGGGUUGGACUAUGACCUCUUUAGAAUGUGUGUGUAUAUGGGUCAGGGUAGUAUCAGUAAUUUCGUGACAGACAGUGAUCGUCGUCGAAAAGAGUUGUUGUCACGUGCCUUCUCGCUCGGUCUAUGUAUACCCGCUCACAAGAUUGCAAAGGAACAAAGAAAGAAACAAGAGAAUUUGGUAACCGAAUUGGAAACAAAAUUGAAUAGAAUGACUGCUCAAUUAUCAACUUGGACAGAUAUCGAUUAUGAAGAAUCAACUCUUGAAUGGGACUCAAAUCGUCAAACAAGAGUAAAAAGAAUAGAAAAUCAAUUGGAAAAGGAGAAAAGGGAAUUGGAAGAACUUGAUAUUCAAAAUAAUCUUAAAAAACAACAACAACAAGAAAUACAAGAACAAAGAGACGAACUAUUAAAUGAUAUGAAACAUUUGGAUUUGGAGAGAAAAGAGUAUCAAGAAGAAUACCAUAGACGUCAUACCAUGACACAUAAACGUCUAUUCAACAAUGAAUUCAAGGUUGGAAAUAUCAACAAGGAGAUAGCAGAAUUGCAAAAAUCUAAAAAACAUUUAGAAAAGCAUAGUAAGCAGGGAUUGGAUAAUGUACAAUGUGGAGAGUGCGGUCAACUGAUUGACCAAUCAUUGCAACUGACCAAGAUGGAAACACUACAACAACGAGUAAAAGAAAAGCAGAGUGAAUUGGCCGAUUUGGAUAACCAAAAAUUAUCGAUUGAUCAAGAGAUUGAUGCUUUGAAUCUAGAGAAUCGUACAACCAUGACUGGAUUUGGAAAGACAAGUGAAAGGAUCAAUGCAUCAUUACAACAACUUAAAAUUCAAGAGGGUAAUUUUGGAUAUCGUAUCGAAUUUUCUCAGAGAACGAUUGAAGAUUUAACACGUCAAAAACAAGCACUAGAGAAUGAAGUCAAUCCAUUCGAAUCACAGUCAAAAGCAAGAAUGGCACAAAUCGAUAAACUACAACAAGAUUCAACCAACCUACAAAACAACAUUGAAACAGAGUCUAGGGAAUUGGAUAGACUUGUGUUUUGGGAACGUGCCUUUGGAAGUGACGGUAUAUCAGUCAUGGUAUUAAACUCUGUUGUCAAAGAAAUUGAAAAUUAUGCAAAUGAAUAUUUAUCAAUCUUGUCAAAAGGAAAGUUAUUUACAUCAUUGUCAAUUAGUAAUACUAGAGAUGAAAAUGGACAUGAUGACAUUGACAAUGGUGAUUUAUCAUUACAAGUAUAUGAAAUUGAUGAUAAUGAUAAAGGUAGAAUCACAGAAAGAUCUUUCUACUCUUUAUCUGGAGGUCAAAGAAGAUGUGUAGAGUUGUCAUACAGUCCAUUUGCACUCAGCGAGGUUAUAUUCAACCAUGUUGGAUCUAGAAUCACAACAUUGGUGGUAGAUGAACUAACCAACCAUCUAGACCAAACGAUCAAGCCUGUCAUUUGUGACUUGCUUCGUAAUCAUCUCAAAGAAAAAGAUUCAAUUGUCGUCAUUGAUCACGACCAAUCUGUUCAAUCAGAAUUUGACAAUGUUUUAAAUCUUCAAUUUAAUGAUUUAAAUAAUAAACAUCAAUUUGUUGAAAUUUGA